CUAACAAACAGGGACAUGCCCAGACCUUUUUGACUGGGGUGGCCAAACCCCAGCACUGCAGGGGUGGCAUAGAAGUGGAUGAGCCCACACACCAAUAAAUAGCAUUUAUUCUUGUGUCUGUUAAUCUCAACAUAAGUCCUGUUCUGACAGGUGACAGAUGAUGUUUUUGACAUUGUGUUUUAAUUUUUAUUUUAUUUUGUAUUGGGGGUUACAAAAACUAAAAGUAAUAAAAGCUGAAUUAAAAUUAAGCAUUACAUAAACGAACCAAAACCAAAUUUAACUCGAAAACUUGUGAAAAAUCAAAAACUAUUAUAACCGUGCUAGCAGCGUACAUGUUUCUGUAUUUAGUGAGUGACCAUACCUAAUACAGCAGCUGGUAGAAGAAGAGUCCAAAUUCGUGUUGAAAACUUGACAAAAAGGGAUUAUUCUUACUUUGUAUCAAGGGAGGGGUGAGCAGGGGAGCGUCCGAGUCUUGAAUCUGAGCACCAGACACUGCUCAACGUUUUCAUUUCUUCACACUGUGCCUUUAAGCUGAGGCUAUUUGAAGACCUUUCUGCCAGACUAAGGUCAAGUAUGUCAUAAUGCAGCCACACCACUGAGACAAAUUUUAACCUUCUUGGAGAUAAACCCUGAUUCUGCUUCUGCAUAUGAAUCUUGACUUUAUCAACAGCAUAAAAAAAACUACAAAAGAUCAUUUUAACUCCAGUAUCUGGUGGACCUGAACUCUUGAUCUCACCAUGUGGGCGCUGGCUAAUUCCUGGUUAGUGUUUUUUUUUUUCACCUGACUUAAUUUUUAACUUCUCAAGACUCACAUUCACACACAUACAUAGAGUCCUCUCACUGGUCGACCAGGGGGGUAAGCAACCUGGUGUAAUGUCUAAACAGUCCUAUGAGCCUGAGUAAUUCCUGUCCUCUUUCCAAGUGGAGCUUUAUUUUUUCUCCCUCUACUCUCAUUUCUGGGCCUAAAAUCAGGUUAGCGUUUUAUAAGGAGCUUAGCGCAGAGGGCCACAGUGUGCCACUAAUGUAAUAGAGUAUCUCUCUCUCUCUCUCUCUCUCUCUCCCUCUCUCUCUCCCUCUCAUUCUCUUCUGUCCUCUUUUCUCUUUGUGCAUUUGCUUACCCUGUUGUGGAGUGUCCUUCUCUCUCUCCUUCUCUCCCUCUCUCUUUCUUGUUUUUUUUUUUUUCUGUCUCCUUCCACCUCACCUCGCUCUUGUCCCUCUGCAUCUCCCUCCAUCUGCCAAUGUGGAAGACGCACGCCUGAGGUUGAAACAUUAAGACGGUGAGACAGCCGGGACAGGACAGAGGAGGACAAAGAGAGGAGAAGGACGAAGGAAAGCAGAGGGGCUGAGAAUCAGAGCUUGGGUAAGUUGACUUUCUUCUGCACUCUAGUGUGUGAAUGUGUGCGUUUCAGCAGGUUUUCACGUUCACUUUUCACAGUGAAUGUCAGGUGAAUUUAAUCCUGCAGUGUGUGUGAUGGGAAGUUUGUGAUUAAGCUGUUGUUGUGGAUUAUGCUGCUGUGAAAUCUUGCAAGGAUCUCUCUGCAAUGUUAAUAAUCCACCAGAUUAUCCGUCCUUUCUCCUGCGGCUAUGGCUUUACCAUGCAUGACAAAACUCAGAGGUAUGGCUUGGUGUGUGAUUUAAGUUAGCUGAAAUGUGUAUGUGUGAAGGGAGGAGGCUCACAUGUUGCAUGAGCACAUCCAUUACACAUUUUGUAUGCUUCUAUCUCUCCUGUAAAGGUGUGCUCGCCUGCUGAAAGCCAGCUGAUACGAGAGUCUCUGUGGACUUUGCAAUGUUUAUCCAUAACCUGACACAUCUUGUCUUAUCAGGCGCACAUGCUUUACAGGAUCAUGUGUUGACACCCGUUCCUAGGCUACACAGUGAUUCAUGGAAAAAUAAAAAAGUAUCUCCAAGUGAAAAUUAGCUCCAGGGCAGGCAAAAACCAACAAAGUCUGUAAAACAAAAGAAACAAGCAGCCUAUUCUUGUGUUUGUCAAUCAAGUGUUGCACAAGUUAAGCUGUCUGAGGCAAGAUUUUGCUUUGUUAGCAGAAUAAAAUGCUUUACCCUGGCUGUGCUGCUCUGAGACAUCGUCAUAUUCUGCCAACUCCAACAAAAGCAGUUUUCUUGACGACACAUUUCCUGUUUUUUCCUCUAUUCCUGAUGCUAAAUAUGCUUCUUUAAAAGCUUCUAGAUUAUAUAUUGUUCAUGUGUGUUUUCUCAGUAAGCCCCACCUACAGCAUAGCUCGUACUGUUCUGAGUUAUGCCAAUAAACCUUUGAACCGUAGGUCCACUGUAACAUCUUCAGGUGCUCACCCAGUGCAUUAAGUGUACAUGAGUGUCUGCCAGAGAACACGCGACUUCUUUGUAUUUACACCCCGUUUGAAGCCCUCCAGCUAAGGACAACAGCCUCAAAAGUCUGCUUCCUCGAGGUCCUUGUUGUCUGAACUGCUUGGCGCCUUUCUUUACACAUCUCUCUCUGUCUUCUCUGUGCUUCUGUCAGGAAUCAGACUGAUGGCGUCUGUCUCUGGAGAUGCAGAAGGGAGCACAGAAGACGUUACAGGUAAAACUAUUUGGCAUGUAGUUUAAUACACUGCAGGUAGAAGAAAGAAGCUAAUUUUUCUAUAAUGGAAAUGUUACACAUUACAAAAUGAAGAGCUCAGUCAGCACAGCUUUGAUACACGUGAGCAUAGAGCAUUUAUUGUCAAUUGUAGAUCCUAAUCUGCAGCAGGUAGCAGGUGUUUGAUAUAGAUAAUGAGCGAACAUAAAGGCUUUAAAUGAGUGCUGUGCGAGUUCUACGCAUGUGUGUGUUUGAGCCACUCUGACCUGAAUCCGCCUCCAUCUCAAUCUAUGUUAGGACGUAAAAAGUCCAAGCUUAAGUCUCUGAAAACUCGCAUCUUUGGGAGAAGUAAAAGAGGGAGCGUAAAGAAAAACCCCAAACUCAGCCAGUCGGAGAGUGACAUCACAUCAGGAAAGGGACUCGGAUCUGAGGAAGAUUUGUCGUAAGUGUCCACUUGAGGAUAAAUAAUCCAAAUGUUUGCUCUACAUCUUGAUUUCUGUUCAGAUUUCCAUCCUAUUUAAUCACUCCUCCUCUGAUUAUCCUCUGCUGUGCCAACAGAUGUCCCCAGGGAAUGAUGCCAUCACGGGCUUUGUCCCACGACAGCAUCUUUAUAGAUGAUCAGGACCUGAAUGAAGGUGAACCAGCCAGGGUUUCAUCCCAGGAGAAUGUUCAAGGCAGGAUUAAAGCCCUGCAGGUAUGGCCUUACAUCUAGAGCAUUUUCAUGGACCUUUGGGCGAUGUAUUAAGGCGGGAAAAGAGAAAAAAACAUCUAUAUUUGUGUUUUAAAGGUGAAACUCCAACAGCAGAAAAUGCAUCUGGGUCCACCACCUCUGGUUUUGCCAAGACGACCAGAAGAUCCUGACGGCCGCUCAGACGAGGACAAUCUUUCUGGUAGCCCGGCUGAGAUCUCAGUAAGUGACACCACCAGUCAGUGAAACUUUGAAAAUUCUCCCACAAAUUGGAUUAUUUUCAGGGUAUGUUUCCAUGAUUUAAAGGAUGCAUGUGUGAUUUUCCCAAUCACUGUCUUAUUGGACGCUGGGCUUUACUCAUCUUGCAUUUUGAUUUAGCUUUAUUCAACUUCAAGCAACUCCAAGUCCUAUCCUCCAGCUCUGAGGAGAACAGUGCAGACGAAACAGUACUCAGUGUUGGGAGAGCUACUUUGAACUUUAAAAGCAACUUUUCAAGCUGGAAGAAGUUGAACUACAACCAGGCUCCCCCGAGGGGGAUAUAUGCUAACUAAAGCCAGUUAGAAAAAGUAGGUCAAUAUACUACAAAAAUGUAUUCACAAUGCAUGCGACUUGAUGUUGCAAAGAAGAAAUUCUGUUAACUAGAUACCGUUAUUUUGAGUUAUUUAUGCGCCUUCAUAUAGUUUAUAGAAAAAAAUGUGCCAAAUUGUCCUUCAGCCAAACACCUGCGUGUGAAAACUGGAGGCUGGGUAGAAAAAACUGCAACAAGCAAGAUAAUUCAUUUGGCCAGAGCUUUUAGAUUAACAUGGAGCAACUUCUCAGAAAAAAACUGUGAUUAGAAAUAAUUACCAUUUUCCACUGAACUAAGUUGGAAGAUAUUCAGGUGAGCUUACAAUGUUUAUCUCUAAUACUCUUUAAAUGUGUCUUAAAAAUCCAAUCUGGGCAUGUCUAUGUACAGAAAUCCCUGCCAUGUUGUAUUUUUGUCAUAAAAAAUUAGGACUUAUAAUUAUCUGACAAAAAUGAAGAAAAAAAAGGUUGAACAUCUGGUUUCUUUUAUACUCAAACUUUCAGCAUCUUGCCAACCAAAAAAGGACCAAAAGGAGAUAGACUAAUGCAAUCAUUAUAAAAAUACUAAUGCUGCUUAGCCACCAGCAAGCUCCUGCAAAAUACAAUUGCACUUAGUCACUCUUACUUGUUUAAUGUGUUUCUUUGUGUUUUAUUAUUAUAUCAUAUUCAGAAGUCUGUAUUUAGUUUACUACUUUCCCUGCAAGGACAGGUAACUGCUGGAGUGUGGACAUAACACCGUCUCUAAUAGGGUUAUGAUCUGAGAUAAGAGUCCAGAAUAGGUUUAGUUUGCUGUAAAUAUUGGAAGAAAACGCUGCUGAUGUCUUAUAUUUUUCCUGUAGAAAACAAGCCUAAAACAAACAAUGAGUUAGUCUUUCUCCAAAUAUUUCCUGAGGUCUCUAGUCUGUCUGCAGGACUCAGCUCUAACAAAGCUCAUUUAGUCCUGCUUAGGGCAGUAAUCUUAAAAAAUGGGUCACAAACAAAUAGUUUCUUCUUUUUUUUUUUAAAGCCAUUGUAAUCCCUAAACCUUUGGGAUUGCAGUUUUGAGCAAACAUUACAAAACAUACAAAAUAGUAAACGCUACAUCUGCUGGGUUUAUAGAGACACAGAUUAAAAUGCACUUUUGGAUAUUUACAGUAGCAGUACUGAGUAAGUUGGAUGACUCAAAUCAGAGAGUCCGCGUUCACGCUAUGAAUAAACAUGCCAGCUUGAGUAACAGUGAUGCUCGUUGCUGUGUAAAGUCACUAAGGCUUGACAUACAGUGCAAACUCAUGCAUAGAUGGGUUAGUAAUAGGACCACCCCUGCAGUGAUUGUUUCUAAUGGCUGUAAAAGGAGGUUUGUGUGAAGCCACUACAGAAGUGCCAAAACUGCAGUAGCAUCAGAGGCCACCUGAGGCUGAUUUCAUGAGCAAGUCAGUCGCCAAUAGGACCGAUUAAACAUAUGGAGUCUAUUUAUUCCAUCUCUUCUGCUUUUAAUAUUUUAGAGCUCAAGUUUGAGACGUUUCAGUCUCAUUUGGAUUGACAGACAGAAGCUGCUAGCUGACUCCAGCACAUGGACACAGCUAUUGCAGUCCCUGAUUAGUCCCAAACUUUCAGCUGGUUUGUGUUGUUGGUGCCUUUUGAGGAUUUUUUAAUACAAACUUUGGACAUAUAUUAUGGGUAGUAUGUUGUUUUCGUUGGUUACAAAAGAAGUCAGAGUUUAAUGUCAAUUAGAAUCUUAAAUUUGAUGGUUGCUGUUUGCGAUGAGGCUGAAAACUUACAGUCACAGUUUCCAACAUGGUGACACUUGAGAAACAAAUGUGAAACGUCACUGAGACUGUGUCUAAUAAGUUCUCUACAGUCUAUGACAAAGCCACAACCAGGAUGAUGUCAGUUUAGCAUGUGACAUUUUCUCCUUUUAGCCAUUGUGUUACCUUUGCUUGGUGAUACGUAAGGGACCGUAUUUAUUCAGAUUUUUCAGUUUUGCUCAACUCUUACUUAUAAGAGAUAACAAUGCGAUGACCUGCAUGUCUGUCCAGUGCGCCUGUCACCACAGGUACAAUUAAAACCAGGGCUCGACAGUGCAACCAUUUUACUCACAUUUGUGACUAAAAAUAGACUUUGUGCGAAUUGUUGAAUGUAUUCAGGGACACAUGUGCACAUAAGAAAAUCAGCUGAGGCAACAAAUGUUUUUUCAUGUAAAUACCGCGGUGAAGUUAGUUUUAGAUUGGAUAUUUGACGGACAUUCACUGCGGUUCUCACUCUCCGUAAUCUGGAAUAGCAAGAACAGCGCGGUUAAAUCUACUCGGCAUCCUCACUGUCAAUGUCGGGUGUUGAAUAAGGGACCAUCAAUAAAUUACUGGUUGAUGUUCUCAAAAAGGCUGUUUACCUUCAAUAGCUUCCAUGUCACGUGACCAAUUGACCUAAAAUUGACUUCAAAUAAUAGCACUUAUGUCGACCAAUAAGACAAACACUAUUCUCUAUGUAUGCUCCUUACUUUUUCAACUUAGGAACACAUGUGCUGCUAAUCAUAGCGGCCAAUUAGAGUUACUCACCCUUUUUUUGUUUCUGUCUUUCAGAAUACUUCUCCACAAUCUUCCCAUCUGAUCUCACCCAUCCCCAAACCAUCGCCCACCAAAUACCAAACUUUACCAGCUCCUUCCACUACUUCUGUUGAUGAGUCCCCGUCAGACUUCAGCUCUCCAGCCCAGCUGACCCCACGACUUGACACCUCUGCCGCACGCCACCGGAUGUCAGUCAAGCCCCGAAACCAGCGUGCAGGCUCAAAGAAGAAAAUUGGCGACUCUGAUGUGAGUGGAAGAACUUGUUCUCACUUUGUAUUUUUAAAAUCCAAGUCAAAGAUACAACUCCUUCUCUUUUUCUCUUUUUCCAGUCAUUAAACAACAUCGAUCACCCUGAUUCUGACAGUGACAAAGAGCAGCAGCCCAAUCCUCAAGAGAAAGUGGCAUUGGAAACCCAAGUGGGAGAGACUGUCGCUCCUAGUACUGUUCAAAUUCUUUCUUCAAAACUCCCUGAAGUGGUACCAAUCACAUCAGAGGCAGAAAACAAAUCAAAGAGGGCAAUCUCCUCCCAACCAGACCAAAUUCCUCAUGAGACAGUGCCCCCUGUCCCCUCCCAGAUUCUUCGAGUUAAGGGUCACAGAAUAGGAGAGGUAGUGUCCGGUCAACGGCCACAAUCAUGCAUUUUACCAUCUGAAAUGAAAGACAAAAUAGAUGAGAGUUUUGAGAUAUCAUUAAUGUCCCGUGACAAGAGAAAUACUCUUAAUAGUUCUAGCUCGGGCGACCAGCGCUCCUCUAUUGCUUGCUCAGAGGAAACAUUCAGGUCCACCUCCCCUCAACAGGUUCAAUAUGAGGCAGAGGGCACACUCGUGAUAAAGAGAUCCUCUCAAGGAACUGGGUCUUUCCAUUUCUCUGUCACCACCACCAAAAACAUUGAUGGAGAAAGACCUCGAUCAGAUAGUUUCGAAGGAGUGCUUGAAAAGGCUGAAGGCAGGCACAGAUAUGAAAAGAAACCUAUUUUAAGCACAAAGGAGAAAGAGGAGCUUCGAGAGUUACAGUUGAGAGGAGCGACCUCUGCUGCUGGGAGACUCAGACAGGGGGCAACCCAGCAGACAGGCUCUGAUUUUCUGAUUGACAAGAGGGAGAGUCUCAAAAGGGUGGAACCGGUGGCACCAUCUACAGGUGAAACCACAGACACUGCAGCUGCACAGGAGGGGGUGAAAGACGAAGAGGAAAAACAAGAGGCCCAGCAGGAGGACGGAAAGCUGUCAUUUGGUAUCAAACUGAGGUCCACGUCUCAGUCCACGAGAUUGAGGUCUGAAUCCACUUCUAGUCAGAACACAGCGGUGAGCGAAGAGCAGGGUGACAAGACAAAAGUGGAGGAGAUGAGCAAUAACACCAGCAACAAGUCCAGAUCACAGAAUACCAUCCCGAGUGCACCACUCAAUUCUGGAGACCUCCGACAGGCGGGUAAGUCCCUGAGAAAUGUGAUGUUGGAAAGCUCCCUGUACAGUAAAGGAGUCUUUUACAUUUUCAUCAUGUUUAUCGUGCUUUAAUGGGCUUUCCUCUGGCACUUUAAGGGUUAAACUCCACCCAGAUGUACAGAUUAGUUUUCACACAGUGAUUAAGUCCUCUUCUACUGAUCACUAGAACAUUUGUACUUUUUAUCCUUCCAUGAUAACAGUACUUUCUAACUACUCCGUGUCAUCCCUCAGAUCAAACCCUACCUGGUAUCUCCUCUCCAGUCAAAAAAACUCCUCCAUCAGCUGAUAGUCCACGCAUCAUGCCAACAGAAGUCCAAACAGUCGCCAAAGUGGAAACAUCUUCUUUCAACCUGAUUGACACUGAAAGUAUCCCUGCAGCACCUCAAGAGCCCCCGCCAAGCCCCCAUUCUUCCUCAUCUGAUGUGUCCUGGAUGAGCCUGGCAAUGGAGAAGACCAAAAGCUUCCAGCAGCUUUUCACUAGAUUCCCCAGGGAUUUCUCAGGCACUGCACCACGACCCCAGGCGCAAGUGCCGCCAGUGAGUCAAGCACCGACUCAGAGUGUGGUGCAAGUACAUGCACAGACGUUAAAAAUGCAACAAAAUAUGGCACCACUAGAGGCUCCAAAACAGCCACCAGCUGAUGCAGUCAAAGCAGAUACAGUGCAAAGCAAAGGCCAAGUACAGAUAGUCAAACCCUCAUCAGUGGCAGUGCAACAGAAGACUUCGAUGACAUCCCCGGUGAAAUCGCAGCCCCUCAGAGAACCGUUCCCACUAAAACAAACCAGUCAGUUUCAGCCUCCUCUUAAUACGACUCCAUCUGCACCUCAUCAAACCCUGAAGACAACAGCCCAGUCGCCGUUGCACUCUGCUACAAAAACCCAGACCCCAUCUCAACCAAUCCAGCCUCCUCUACAUUCUGCUAUAAAAACCCAAACCCCAUCCCAGCCAGUCCAGCCAUCUUUACAUUCUGCUACAAAAAUCUCGAUCCCAUCACAGCCAAUCCAGCCCCCUGUACAAUCUGCUACGAAAAUUCAGACCCCAUCCCAGCCAACCCAGCCUCCCUCACAAUCUGCUACAAAAACCCUAAUUUCUCCAUUUGCAAAAGGGGGUACCACUCAGUCUCUUGCACAGUCUUAUCUUUCUUCGGGCCAGCAGCAGCAGCAGCAACCUCCCUGGAGCAAUCGAGCUCUUCAGUCCACCAACCAGUUCAAAUCCACAACUCCAGCUCCAUCUUCAGUUCCCGCUGCUCCAUCAGCCGCAUCUCCUGCUCCAGAUUCUGCACCAGAAGAAAAAAAAGAAACCACUGUGCAGGAAAAAGAGCCUGCACCCGUGUCAGUGAGUCAGAGGGCUGCUUUUUUGGAGAAACGGACGGAGCGGAUAUCUCCACCUGCAACCAAGGGGGUUUGUGGUGCUUUUGUUCUGUAACUGUCCUGAUUACAAAGGUUGGCUUGAAAUCCCUUUUAAGUCAAUGCUUAUCAACAAAUCCAAUGGAAAAGCAAAAAACAAUGGAUUUAAUUGGUUUAUUUUUGGUACGAUUAACAGCCUUGUCAUCCAGACUCAGGGCAUUUACAGUUUUCCUGAAGACUCAUACAGUUUGAAAGCCCCUUUGAGGAGUUACCAUCUAUAUUUGUUCAGAUUCAAAUUGAUAUUGAAAUCUGUUAAAGAUUUUGAUUGAAAAAUCUGUCUUGGCAUGUAUGGGACAAGCCGAAAGGGUGAUAAGAUGGACAUCUUUGUCCGCAGGAGUAAAACAGAAGUUACAAGCUGAAAGUUGCUCACAGCAGCCUUAAAUAGUGUCACUGAUAUAUCGUCAAGUUUAAGCAAUUAGGACUUAAGCAGAAAUUAAUAAUACACCUAAUUCUGCCACUGUGUGCACCUUAGUUAGGAAAAAUAUCAUUUAACACAACUUUGUGGCUCAUUCAUGUGUUGUGUAACACUUAUUGGAAACCAAAGAAGAUUUAUUUUAUGUAGAAAAGCUACAGCUGGCUUUAGUGUGACCACUGAAUCGUUGUUUUUUGUCUUAUCAUUGGAUUGAGUAACAAUUUAAUUUGAUAACCAGAUUAAUAUUUAACUCCUGUUGUUUAUAAACUGACCAAUUUUCUUAAGAAGAUGAUCUAACUCAGAUUUUCCUUCAGGUUGAAUUAAGGAAAGCUCAAACAGAGGCACAGACAUCAGGUGAAACCCCGGCUCCAGCCAAAGCCUCACAGCUCAUCAGAGACACUAAACCAGAGGGGAGACCAUGGGUCAGGCCUGCAGGUUUGUUAUUCAUGCAUUAGAUUACAUCUUUUUUUGUGGUCAGGUUCAACAUGUGCAGCAAAUGACACAUCUCUUUUUUGUGCUUCCAGAGUCGAGUCCAACUAAAAUCCCAGAUCGACCACAUGAUGACAAAUGGCCCAAGAAAAAUGUAGUGUCAUCUCCAGCACGCUCGCUGUCGCCUACAGUGCCAUCACCGAUACAGUCCAUGUCUGACAGUGGCCAGCCAUCCUGGAUGGAACUGGCAAAGAGAAAGUCCAUGGCCUGGAGUGAUAAGUCCAUGGACUGAGAGGGGGAGCAGAAAAUCUGCAAACACACCCCUGCAGACUAAAUCUUAUGUCGAAAUUUUAGGUGAGACUGACAGAGAGGUGAUGAUUCAACUCAGUGUAGGACCAUGAGUUUGCAUACUGAACUUUAUUUAAUUCUAAUGUGUUAAUGUAAUAUUUAGAGACAAACAGAGAGAAAGUAUAUAUUGAAAAGUUGAUUAUAGUCACUUUUAACAUAAAUGCCAUAAACAGUACUUAUGACUUAAGUUUUAUGUGAUUCAGCAUGCCAAUGCUGCCAUGAAUGAUGUUAAAUAAUAAAAUUUCUAAAGUAAGUC
This is a messenger RNA of Xyrichtys novacula (pearly razorfish), 10632 nucleotides long. The record is from the annotation of a GenBank genome assembly. NCBI's taxonomy places the organism in Eukaryota, Metazoa, Chordata, Actinopteri, Labriformes, Labridae.